Molecule: messenger RNA, 3092 nt
Organism: Engraulis encrasicolus (European anchovy)
Lineage: Eukaryota; Metazoa; Chordata; Actinopteri; Clupeiformes; Engraulidae
Gene: rab27b
Product: RAB27B, member RAS oncogene family
Exons: 6
Coding region: 184-837 (217 amino acids)
Biological process (GO): positive regulation of exocytosis; exocytosis
Cellular component (GO): Golgi apparatus; melanosome; exocytic vesicle
Molecular function (GO): GTP binding; GTPase activity
Source: RefSeq, a predicted model, not a curated record
AUGGAGGGAGCUAUGUGUUAGUUGGCUUGCUGGGCGUAGGGUAAGCUCCCACUGAGUCGCAAGGACUUUUGAAACAGAGGGGAGAAAGAGAGAGAGAGAGAGAGAGAGAGAGAAAGAGAGAGAGAGAGGAAAAAAGAAGGCAGGAAUACGAGAAAAAACACCCGGCUCAGCGCAGGCAGCACUAUGACUGAUGGGGACUAUGACUAUCUGAUCAAGCUCCUAGCUCUGGGGGACUCUGGAGUGGGAAAGACCACCUUCCUCUACCGCUACACAGACAACAAGUUCAACCCCAAGUUCAUCACGACAGUGGGCAUCGAUUUCAGGGAAAAGCGUGUGGUCUACACGGCGAACAGCCCUAAUGGAACCACAGGGAAGUCAUUUAAAGUGCAUCUGCAGCUCUGGGACACAGCGGGACAGGAGAGGUUCAGGAGCCUCACCACGGCCUUCUUCAGAGACGCCAUGGGCUUCCUGCUCAUGUUCGACCUCACCAGUCAACAGAGCUUCCUCAACGUGCGCAACUGGAUGAGCCAGUUACAGGCCAACGCGUAUUGUGAAAACCCCGACAUUGUGUUAGUGGGCAACAAGGCAGACCUGUCCGACCAGAGAGAGGUGAUGGAGAAACAGGCCAGGGAGCUGGCUGACAAGUACGGCAUCCCCUACUAUGAGACGAGCUCGGCCACGGGGACGGACGUGGACAAGGCGGUGGUGACGCUGCUGGACCUGGUGAUGAAGCGCAUGGAGCAGUGCGUGGACAAGCCGGCCGCCGAGGCGCAGAACGGAGAGGGCACCAGCAAACUGGACGCGCCGCCCGUCAACGAGAAGAAAUGCGCCUGUUGAAGAAGACCAAGACGUGCAGUGUUGUUGUUUUUUUUUUUGUUUCGUUUUGUUUUGUUUCUGUUCUGUUGUUGUUGUUGGCAAGGAUCUUUUUCUCUGUGUCUCCCUCCGUCGCCUCCCUCCAUCUCCUCUCCUUCUCCGUCUCUGACUUCGCCUCUCUUGUCACACACAACUGGUCCUUCUUUUGUCAAUCACCCCCCUCUGGUGGGCUAGUGUGGAGUUGCAGCAUGCCCCCUCAAAGCCCCUCUCCUCACAGGUUGGUUGGUGGCUGUCCAAAGCUGGCACAACUGCUGGGUGAAGGAGGUUUUGUUUGUGCCCAGUCAGAGUUUUAUUUUCGUCUUCUCAUUGCCUUUCAUCCAGGCAUGUACCAAUAGGGGUGUAUUUGAGCUGCUAAUACUGCCUUAGCAAAAAAAAAACCUAUUCUCACCUUGUCCACAAAUAUAAAAUAUAUUUAAUAUAUACGUAUAUUUAAUUUUACAGUUCUUUCAUCAUGGUUAACAAAUAUAUAAUUUACUGAAAGGUCUAAAAUUUGGUCUGAUUUGAAUUAUGUUUCAUCAUUUUUUUUCUUGUCAUCAUUUGUUUUCUCCGUCCGAACAUUACAAUAACAUACUGUAUUAUUUAAUAAGAUCACGCUCGUUGAAUCAUUCAUUGUAUUUUUCCAGCUGAUUCUUUAGACAAAAUUGUCACCAAGUGUUACAUGGUUAUUAAGGGCACAUUAAAGACUUGAGCUCGCUUUAGCCUGGAGCUAGUGACUCCUAGCCUGAUUAUCAUCGACUUUCAAAUCUCUUCGAGACUUGGUCUGACCAAGAGCAUAACAAUUAACAUUUCCCUCCCUUGGUUUGCUAAUGAUUGUUUGCUUCCCAACAAAGUGGGAGGAGUUCCUGUAUUUGCGGGAUCUCAGAAAGUACUUGCAUUGCUCUUGACCUGACUGGUAGCAACGCUAAAGCUGUUGCGUCACUCGGAGGGCACGGCCUGGCUAAGUGGUUCCCCCCUUUGACAUAUUAAUUGGCACAUGAGACAUUGUGUGAACUCACUAAUCUUUGGUGCGGUCCUCAGUAAUCUGCAGAGACUGAAACAGACCAGUCAAUGUACCCACCUACAGUAUGAAAUCGGGAGGGCAACACAGCAUUAUCAUGGUAACAAAGCAGUUACUGUAGUGUUUUAGUACACAAAAUUAGUAUAACUGACUACUGGUUUAACAUUGUGGCGGCAUUGCCAUUGAGUUCUCCCUGUUCUGCAUGAAUGGCAACGUGUAUAUGUCCUUGUUCAGCUCCCCAACGCUCUCCUCACUCUGUAGUGUGUGUGUGUGUGUGUGUGUGUGUGUGUGUGUGUGUGUGUGUGUGUGUGUGUGUGUGUGUGUGUGUGUGUGUGUGUGUGUGUGUGUGUGUGUGUGUGUGUGUGUGUUGUGUGAGAAAGCACUCAAGCAAACUUGUGUGUGGCUGAUCGCUGCAGUGUAUUCUUGACGUGCCAAAAGCAUAACUGCCUCUAGACUACUGGCAUCUGCCUUAAAAAAAAAAGUGUCACCAGUUUUAAGAAUCUUUCGGAGUGUUUGUUUGGCAUGCUGACCUGUUAGUUCUAAUUUUUCGCAAUUAUGUCAAACAAGAUCUGUUUUGAAGUGAAGCAGGAAAGACAUUGAAAACAGUGGGGGUAUAACUUAAUGUCUAUGCCACCGGAUGACACUUUUUCAGCUUUCUUGACUCGAAGGUGUCUACCGUCACAUCACAUGAAAUUGGUCUAUUAUCACACAAUCAAUCUACUGUACUUUUUCUCACUCUCUCUCUCACACACAAAUAUGCGCACGCACUCAUGCACACACACACACACACACACACACACACACACACAUAUACACUCCUUUGGUGUCAACCCCCUUUUCGGAUACCGUCUACUGAAUGUGACCUGUGUGAGGAGGAUGACAUUGUUGACCUUUUUAUUAUUAUUCUAUAUUUUCCAUUCUAACAGAUAUACUUACUAUGAUGUGGCAUAAAACAAAAAAAAGUAUAAAAGACGUACAAAAUAAUGUGGCGUUUGUACUGUACUGUGGCUGAGUAAAACAGAACUAAUUAUGUGCUCUCCUAAAGAGUUUGGUGAAACCUGGCUGAUGAAGGUGAUUUGUUUGUAUUGUGACAACGUUCAGAGCAACCACAUCUCUCUAACCUGUUUUUUUUUUCCUUCUUUUUUUUCGGGUUGUUAUGUGUAAGGUCAGAACUUCGUCAGAACUCACCCAUUUCUGGAGUCAAUAAAGACUUGCAAUCUGA